AUGACCUCCAAAUCUUCAGCCGUAGAGCCUGAUGCCAUGAAAGAACCCCACAAGUCUGAUCCUCAAGGUUCGGGGCUUGCUCGCUACUCAAAGGAAGAGGUUGAGGAUGCCUUGCGCGGCAGAAAGCGUGGUCCGAAGCCCGGGGCGACAGCUGGCGUCAAACGAAAGGCCAGCGAUGAAUAUUCCAAUGAUCCAAGCGCCGUGAAAACACGAAAAAGAAAGGCCGGCAUGAGUGACAUCGAGCGUCAAAUUGAGCUCGCCAAGAGCAGAGAUUAUAUGGCAGUCCGACGAAGGAAGGCAAAGAUCGUGGCCUCUCCGCAAUAUCAGAAGUUGUCGGCAGAGGAAAAGGAGGCUAAGUUGAAGGAUGCGACGACUGAGUUGAUGUCACAAAGAUUCAGAGAUGAAACAUCAGUCGCGGCAGUGGCACUGGGCUUUCUCGAACCUGACAAGCGUCAAGCUAUCAUAGCUGCUGCUGCUACUACGACCAGAGGUGUACAGAUCGAGAAGUGCCUUCAAGCAGGUAUAGAUGGCUUGAAAGCGCUUUUACAACCGGAUCAGGGAACCCGAGAAUCAACCGACUUGGAAGGCCGACCCCAAUGA
Messenger RNA from Exophiala bonariae, 600 nucleotides. RefSeq lists its product as uncharacterized. NCBI's taxonomy places the organism in Eukaryota, Fungi, Ascomycota, Eurotiomycetes, Chaetothyriales, Herpotrichiellaceae. The coding region runs from base 1 to 600 and encodes 199 amino acids. The transcript is spliced from 3 exons. The record is from RefSeq and is a predicted model, not a curated record.